AACAUUUUAUAUGCAACUUGAACUCAGCACUGUUUAAUGAAAAGCAGGAGUGUACCCAGAACCAGGGUUGGUAGGCCUAUAACAAUGUAAUUAUCUGUUACCGUGGUUGAAUGAAAAAGUCAACCUAGUUUUGAAGCCAGGUGUUCACCUCAAGUCCUGCCUUUUUUUCAAAAAGGUGUGCCCGGCAGGCUGUCUCUUGUGAGUCGGUGAGACUCCAAUCUCAAGGAAGACGCCCAGUGAAUAGUUUAAAUGUAAAAAAAGACGUCUUAUUGUAUACAAUUUUUACGUUUAAAAAAAUUCAUUUUUUUUUCACCCAGUGGGGAACGAAUUGUCAACACAAUACUGCCGGUGUAUUUUGCCAGUGGAAAAUAUACACGCUGAGAAACUUCACACCUGAAAACGAAUUAAAGUUUUAAAAGAAAGCGGAGACGGAGGGGUGUCGGGUUGCUCCACAGACCUUGGUGUUAUUUUGUUGGUGUUUUUGAUGUUACGCUUCCUUUACAUAAACAACAAACACAACAGCCCCCAGUUGUCAGGAUGGCGGUCGAAUUACCGGGGUCGGUUCGGAAGUUCUGCCGAACCAGAGCGUUUUGGAUACUGGUGGCGAGUUAUAUCGGGUAUAUAACCCUGGGCUCUGUGGUUUUGAUGGCUCUGGAGAUGCCCCGGGAGACGGAGCUACGGGAGCAGUUGAGGACGCUGCGGGACACCUUUCUGGACUCGAACCAGUGCGUACAGGGCGAUGUGCUGGAGUCCUUUAUUGAAAAAGUUCUGUUCGCCAAAAAAUACGGCGUCUCGGCACUGGACGAGAGGAGUCUCGAGUCCAAUUACGAUUUCACCUCCUCCUUGUUUUUCGUCAGUGCGUUUCUCACCACCACAGGUUACGGUGAGACGGUGCCCAUCUCCGACGGAGGGAAGCUCUUCUGUAUUUUCUACUGCAUGCUGGGAGUACCCCUCACUCUGCUGAUCUUUGCCUGCUUGGUUCAGCGGCUCAUGGUGUUCGUGACGCGUAGGCCGGUGCGCUAUGUGCACACGCGCUGGGGCUACGCGGCCGGCAGGGUGGCAGUGUUGCACGCCCUCCUCUUGGGGGCGCUCAUGAUCACGUUCUUCUUCAUCAUCCCUGCUGCGAUCUACACUGCCAUGGAGGGAGACUGGAGCUUCCUGGAGUCGCUGUACUUCUGCUUCAUCUCUCUGAGCACCAUCGGGCUGGGGGACUACAUCCCCGGCAAGACCAGGAGCCAGGCUGUGCGGCAAGCCUACGAGUUUGGGACCUCCUGUUACCUGAUCCUGGGGCUCAUCGGGAUGCUGCUGGUCCUCGAGACGUUCUGGGAGCUGCCGGGGAUCCAGCGCUUUGUGAAGAUCUUCCGCAGCCCCUGGGAAACGCAGGAGGGCAAGCUAACUGUGCUGCCCAUGGAUGACAGCCUGUCUAGGGAAGAGCUUGCUGCACCAGCCCCCUGGGAGGACAAGAACCAGGGAGAGCCUUUCUAUACCCAGUCCUCUGCCAGCUACAUGCCAGACAAGCACUGAGAAGCGAGGACAGGCAGAGUCCAGUGCAGGACUGAAGCGAAAUCCUACCCCUCGGCUGAUAAAGAAAUCCAUCAUUGACCUACUGUCCUAGACAGAGACAUCAGUACAGCAGAGCAUCUAAAAAAUGUUUCCUAGUGAUCUGACAUUUCUAAUAUAUAGAGCUUCACGUUUCAGAGGCUUUACCACUUCAAGUGAUUGAAGCUAACAAAGUACUUGAAUAGAUUGUCCUGUUUCUGCAUUUCAUUCUCAAAUGCUCUGUUUUUUUUAAAUAACAUGAAACUGACACACACAAAAUUGUCACUGAAAAACUUAAAAAGCACAAAGUUUUGAAGGCUGAAAAAAAAAAAAAAAAAAAAUGGCGACACAUUGACGUCCAAAAAACAUGUCUUGAAAUAAGAAUGCUCCACAUUUGCAUGUGUUUGUGAGCUUGCCAGUGCAGAAUAAGUAUCUGUGGCUGGGAGGAUUCAUAAUGUUUCAGUGAAUCCUUGUAACUGCCUUUUGAUUUGACAAAGGCUAAUGUAGGGGGCGCUACAUUCGCCUUUGUACUGCCUGUGAUGAUGGAGGAAAAUGGGGGUCAGUCACCUCAUUGCACUUCCUGUAAAACUUUAUCUGCAAGUUUAACACUUAAUCACAAGAGCGCUAUCCCUCUAAGGAAUUACAGCCUUAAUAUAUGCAGAUGGGUGCAUAUUAUUAUUAUUAUUAUUAUUAUUAUUAUUGUUGUUAUAGAUUCUUACACAUCUGUUCUAUACAGAGCACAUGAUACAAUGCAGGGGUCCUAUUACAUGUAACACAGGAAGGAAAUGGCAGGGAAGACCUCACUAGGCAUUCAAGUCAUUGUAGCUGACACCUCUCCUGCCCCUCCAUUCGCUACACAGGUCUCAAAUGUGCAGUUUUGAAAGAAACACAUGAUAGCAAACAUGGAUUCUCAUUUAAAACAUGGCAUUGGUGCUAUGUUAAGUUAAAUGAAGUUUCAGCUUUGCCUUUUUCACAAGAAAGUAUGUUAUACUUGAACUUCCUGUGUCAUUUCACCUUCUGGAUCAUGUUAUUGGCUAAAAGCAUGCCAGUCAACAGGGGAAGCAGCUGAUUGGUUAUUGACAGGAAGGAAGCCAGUGAAGGGGAGAAUUUCACCCUCCUGGUGAACAAGGAACUCAGACACUAACUGAGAACACUGAUAUCAGACAGAGGUUUCUUUAACCAAGUGUAGUACCAGGGCACGUGUUUUAAAAUGGAAAUAAAUGUUUGCUGUAACAUGUGUUUCUUUCGAAACUACUCAUUUGAGACCUGUGUCAAAACAAGAAGAGACUUCUGGGAGUGUUAUUGUGUUAAUGAGAAGGAAAUGUGUAAUCACAAUGAGCAACACUGGAAUCAAACAGAGAACAAUACAUUUAUUUAUGUUGACAA
This is a messenger RNA of Acipenser ruthenus (sterlet), 2925 nucleotides long. Its product is annotated as potassium channel subfamily K member 1. The record is from RefSeq and is a predicted model, not a curated record. The transcript has 3 exons. Gene Ontology annotation, cellular component: membrane. Gene Ontology annotation, biological process: potassium ion transmembrane transport; stabilization of membrane potential. The coding region runs from base 538 to 1524 and encodes 328 amino acids. Lineage: Eukaryota; Metazoa; Chordata; Actinopteri; Acipenseriformes; Acipenseridae. Gene Ontology annotation, molecular function: potassium ion leak channel activity.